AUGGCUCCAGUGUUCACUUUGGCGCGAUCUCUCCGGAGCGUGAUCACGACUACGGCCGAUGUCGUUACUGCUGCUGAUGGCACUUCGGGAUCAGUAGAUGGCCCUCUUGGAGAGGCUCGUCGUGUCUUUGCUAGAGACGAAAAACACACCCCAACUACAGAUCCUUCGCACGGUGUGUUGGAUCCUCAUGAUAUAAGCAACGUUGGGUUUUUUGUUCUAUUUGCCCUCAUCGGUGUGGCUUUCGUUGUUACGGGAAUUUGGUUCUUCUUUUGGGCUAAGAAUGGCGGCUUCCACUUCAAAGAAAAUGACUGGGAAGAAUACAAGUCGACAGUUUUGAGACGGAAGGGUCCCAACGGCACGCUUCUGUCUGGGGCCACACGGUCCACGAAUCUUGGGGGCGGGAGCGUAUACAAGGAUGUGGCAGACGACGAUGGCACUACGGUGGUUACAGAGAGCACGGCACUGAGCGGUGUCACAGCUGGUGCUAGCGAUAUUGCGGCCAGGGAAAAGCGUAGGAUGAAGCAGGAUCAGAGAGACAGGGAACGCCGCAAGAGGCGGGGCGAGAAGCGCAGUUCAAAGCGUCACGUUGGCAACGAAGGCGUGACUGAUGAGAUGGCUGAGAAGGAAGCCAAGAAGGAGCUGCGUAGCUACCGACACGAGAAGCCAGCCCGUGUUGGCGGGUUGAAUAAGGAGUCGGAGGGUUCACAAUGGGACGGCUCGACCAACCCUACGGACUCGACUGUUUCAUCUGAACUGCUUUCCAAUCGCCAAACUACGCCGACCACAACUCCUACCAAGAAGCCUGCGGCCAUUCGGAAGGUGUACUCUACGGCUGACCGCAACGCUGAGCGAGAGUCAGAACGUAUCCGUGCCGAAGCUCGGCGCCUGAGGGACGAGAGCAGAGUUUCACGACGGGACUUCAGCUACAAUCGACCUGGAGCCUCGGAGAGCAACGCCAGUGAAAGCUUGUUGGAGGGAAGUGACUUGGGCGUGAGGCCACACCACUCGCCCGAUUCCAGAGCUUAUAGAGAGCAGCAGCGUGAGGAGAGAAGAGCCAGACGUGGUGGCUACAGACGUGGAAGGACGGAGGAUGAUGGCUUGUAA
Molecule: messenger RNA, 1104 nt
Organism: Pochonia chlamydosporia 170
Lineage: Eukaryota; Fungi; Ascomycota; Sordariomycetes; Hypocreales; Clavicipitaceae
Product: endosomal SPRY domain-containing protein
Exons: 1
Coding region: 1-1104 (367 amino acids)
Source: RefSeq, a predicted model, not a curated record